CCUAAUUAUCAUUUCCCCCAUCACACAUCACUGAUUCUUCAGCACCAUGGACAAAUGCUCAGAAGUUGCAUCUCCUUCUUGCAGAGGCAGAUCGAAGAAAUCCAAUCUCCAAAGCUCUAAGGUCCAAUCUCCAAGCCCCGUUCGCUUCAGCUCCCAGACGCCGGAGAAACUGCCGCAGCGGAUCCGUAACCGCGGCGUCGCGCUCUCCAUCGCUGACAUAAGAAAAGUCGGCAAAGGUUUACAGGAAACGAACCGACGCGGUGAAGAGACAUCGUCGCAGCAGAGCAAGAGUGUGAGGAGACAGAUCUCACUGUGGCCUUCUUCUCCCAGCAAAUCCAAGAUUACUUAUGAUGAAUCCUCCAAGCUUCCCGAAAAAUAUGGUAUUUUGGAUCAGUUCUUCGAUCGUUUGGAUACUUUGAUUUCAAUGUUCCGCCUCAAAGGGAAGACUCCAUCCUUUACAGAGAUCAGUUCUAGAAUUGAAUCUUUAACUGACAGGAGGUUUACUCAUGGGCAUCUAGCCCAAUUGCAAUAUAUCUUGCCUGAGGCUAUUGUUCUUAAGAAGUUUCUUGUGCAUGACGAACGGACUUGUUGUAUGAAGCCGGAUAUUCAUAUUUCUUUAAACCCUGAAGGGGUAGAGUCUGAUGUAAAAGGUCACCCUCAACGUAGGAGAGUAUCGUUGAAGAAGUUGUUUCAGUCCCGACUAAGGGAUUUUUUUGAAUCUCAUCCCGAGGGUGAUGAAAUUCCUGAAGGAACAUUGCCUGAGCCAUUCAAUCGCCCAAAGAAAGAUAAUAUUUUGGACAUGUUUGAAACUCGUCUCCCAACGAAAAUGUCAACCUGCAUGCGCUACAAUGACAUUGUCAAUAAUACCGAGCCUGCUGACAUAGAUGAAAAAUCGUUAGUUACUUCAUCAGCUGAGUUGCCUAAUGAACAUCUGACAGCACCUUCUCACAUUGCUCCAUCCUUUAGAGCUCGAUUUUCUUUGAAAUUUAAACUAAAUGGAACAGAUGAAGUACAACAUAGUUCUCCAUCAGUUUCAUUACAACCUUCCCCAUCCGAUUUGGCUUCAGAAGCUGCUAGUAGUGUAAAGUGUUCAACAAGUUGUGAAUCUCUGGAUUCAUCCAGCGCUCUCCGUUCUACUCCAAGCAAAUCCAUUGAGUACACAGGAAACAGAGAUGGGUCUCUCACGAGCAUUAGUGCCGUCUCAACUCCCACGAGAAAAACAUUUGAGUACACAGAAAACAAAGAUGGGUCUCUCACCAGCAUUGAUGCCGUCUCGACUCCAGCUAGAGAAAUCAAUGAAUGCACAGUACACAAAGAUUCUUCUCUCAAAAGCAUUGAUGCCAUGUCAACUCCCGCUAAACUUGUUUCUACUCCAAUUAGGUUGAUGAGUGCCACACCUGCAUUGUGUUCACCCAAAAGACAUUAUAUGAGCCCAGAUGACCACUCUAUCAGUUCUUUGAACAAGUUAGCUAGGCGUCCACCUCGCUCAAGGUCAUUGAAAUUUGACACUCCAGUGAAGAACAAGGAGUCUAUGAAUGAAGACAAUGACUGUGCCUUACCAAUAGAUGAUGACGUUUUUGAAAUCCUCCCUGGAAAACUUAUCCAAUCGAUUAGGGAAAAGGAAAGAAUAGCGAUGGAGGAAAGACACCCGGCUAUCACUCAAGCAAAGAAAAGGAAAAAAAUAAUAGCAAGCCUCCCUAAGCUGUUUGAUAUGAUUCGCCUCUUACUUCGACAGCGUAAUAGUAUGACGAAAGUGGAGCUUGUAAGCAAGAUAAUCUCAAGCCACAGCGAUAUUGUUGAUAGAAGUGAAGUUGAAGAGCAGCUAAGCUUGUUGCAAGAACUAGCACCGGAAUGGAUUUCUGAGAAGCAAGUCUCUAGUGGGGAUUUUCUAUUAUUCAUAAACAAAAUGUUGAGCCCCGAAACCAUUCGAGCAUCUCUUGAAGAAGCAACGUAGUAAGCAAAUGUUAUCCUGAAGUCCUUGGGCUGCUCGUUAAUGCGCAAUAUAUUUUGUUUUGAGCAGCUUGUAACUUGUAGCUGUCCAUCCAGUCUAUAGUCUGUCAGAUUAGGCUGUGCUUUGUAAAUGGUUGAGUAUCCAAAAUAGCCAGAUUAUUGUUGACUGAUUAUUAUACAGGAUAUUGUGCAUCCUAAUUUAAGGUGUUAAAUAUGCUGUAUUUAUGUCAUUUUAUUUAUUUAAUUCGAAUUGAAGUAACUAGAGUAA
Vigna unguiculata (cowpea) is the source of this 2218-nucleotide messenger RNA. RefSeq names its product CDT1-like protein A (gene CDT1A). Lineage: Eukaryota; Viridiplantae; Streptophyta; Magnoliopsida; Fabales; Fabaceae. The record is from RefSeq and is a predicted model, not a curated record. Gene Ontology annotation, biological process: DNA replication preinitiation complex assembly; mitotic cell cycle; DNA replication checkpoint signaling. Gene Ontology annotation, cellular component: nucleus. Gene Ontology annotation, molecular function: DNA polymerase binding; DNA binding.